AUGUCUACUCUCAAAGAACCAGCUGUGGUUGUUGUCGGCAACUCUUCAUCCUCUUCAACCGAUGAAGAUGUUGCGGUCCCGAUAUCGACAAAUGUUAUCGAACCCAUAACUGCUAAGCGACCUCUAUGGCGCCGACUGGUGGGUUUCUUCUGGGACUCUGUUGAUGGAGAUCCUCGAGACAGGAGGUACAUCCAGAAGCUGGACACAUUCCUCUUUUCGUAUAUUUGUCUCGGUUACUUCAUCAAAUACCUUGACCAGACAAACAUCAGCAAUGCGUUUGUCAGUGGGAUGAAAGAAGACCUUGGUCUAUACGGAAACGAGCGAAACUGGCUGAACAGUUACUUCAACAUUGGUUACCUGAUCGGUACUGUGCCGACGCAGAUGGUCCAGCUCAAAUAUGUUCGACCAUCAAUUUGGAUUCCUCUCUGCGAGGUCUUGUGGUCGGUUUUGGUGAUGGCUAUGGCAUCUGCAAAGAACGUGGAGACGCUUUACGCCCUCCGAUUCUUUGUUGGUUUACUCGAAGCCUGUGCUUUCCCUGGAUACGCCGCUCUGCUUGGUGGUUGGUAUGGACCGCGUGAGUUGACCAAGAGAAUGGCCAUCUUUGAACAAACAAGUGGUAUCGCUUCCAUGUUCAGUGGCUACUUGCAAGCAGCCCUUUACAAGGGCCUUGGUGGGCGACACGGCCUCGCUGGCUGGCAGUGGCUGUUUAUCUUUGAUGGAAUUAUCUCAAUCCCGAUCGCCGUCUGGGGCUUCUUUGCGAUCCCCGAUCUUCCACAUACCACCCGAGCAUUUUACUGGACAAAGGAUGAUAGAGAAUACGGCAUCCAACGGGCUGAAAGCAAUGGGCGCGUUGCCCCCCAGCCCUUGACAUGGCGGGCUAUCAAGGGCGUUUUUUCCAAUUGGAGGCUCUGGGUUUUCAUCCUGCCAUAUCUAAUGGUUGCCCAAGCAGGCAGUGGUACUGGUUACUUCAACCUCUACCUCAAAGCCGAGGGCUAUAGCGUGGUGCAGACCAACGUUUUGCCUACUGCUGGCAAUGCCAUCAGUGUUGUAGCCGCAUUCGCAGCUGGCAUGAUCGUCGAUGCCACUCAGGCUCGUCUUACAAUGUCUGUCAUUAUUCAACUGGCUGUUGUCGUGUCCAACAUCCUGCUUGCUGUCUGGUACAUUCCCAACGGCGCAAAGUUGUUUGCCUACUUCUUGUCUUACGUCGGAAGUGCAGCUCAGCCUAUUAUCAUUUCAUGGGGCCACCAUCUCAACGCUGGUGAUCCAAACCUUCGUCAGCUCUUGGUUGCGACCGGCAACAUCUUUACCUACAGUUUCUCGACAUGGCUCCCCUUGGUCCUCUUCCCAACCUACGACGCUCCCCAUUACAAGUACGGUUACCAAGUCUUGAUUCUCUUUGGUGGUUUGGCAGUCAUCGGUGCUUACUUGCUUAAAACUCUCCACGGGAGGUUUGGAUAA
This is a messenger RNA of Fusarium vanettenii 77-13-4, 1458 nucleotides long. RefSeq lists its product as uncharacterized. Gene Ontology annotation, molecular function: transmembrane transporter activity. Lineage: Eukaryota; Fungi; Ascomycota; Sordariomycetes; Hypocreales; Nectriaceae. Gene Ontology annotation, biological process: transmembrane transport. Gene Ontology annotation, cellular component: membrane. The coding region runs from base 1 to 1458 and encodes 485 amino acids. The transcript is spliced from 10 exons. The record is from RefSeq and is a predicted model, not a curated record.